GACAAAACAAGCCAGUUCAACUCCAGGCAGGCGAAGGGAUGAUUGCAGCUGCUGAGCAGAGGCACAAAAACUUGUGCUGCGGAGUCCUGCUCACACAGGGGAAGGAGGACGACUCAAGAGUGGAUUCAUAAGUUGGAGAUCCAGUGGGGUGAAAAGAAGGAGAAAGAGAAGAGGAUCCCAAAAGUUUUCUGUCAAUUGUUUUCUGUCACAGAAAGUGCUGGGAAGCAACACGUGACUGCCCGCACAUUCAUACCCUCUCAGCAUGGACCGGGACAGUCACAGCGAGGAUACUCUGUCCACCAUGGUGCUGGAGAACAUUAAAAACAAACUCAUUCAUGCCUUCAGAGCGACAGAGGAGUCCAGAGAAGAUCCUCAACACUCGGGAUCCACUGUCAGACCAGUCAGCAUCGGCAGAAGUUACCAAGCCAACGAGGAGCUGAGGAGGGCGCAGAUAGAUGGAGCGAUAACCUGGCUGAGGUCUGAACUGCUGGAAAUGCGCUCACAGGACCUCCAGCUGGCUCAGACACUGCUGGGGCUCAACACAGAGAUCCAAAGACUGAGGAGGGAGAGUUACGGAGGUGUGGAAGUAGAGGGGGAGGAUCAGCAGUAACCGGCCCCAGCAGAGAACCCCUUCUCUGGGGAAGACCUAAGAGUGACUAGAGGAAGAGCAGGUAGAAAAAAAAUAAAUGCUCUUACUGGAAACCAUGGGUGGACAAGGAAAUAGUUCUGAUGCAGCUGAAAACCUCAUUGUAAUAAAAUGUGUCAUGGUACAAAAUAGACACCAGUUGCAUGUAAAGUAGUCCGGGUAGAGGAAUAAAGAAGGAUAAAAGGUGCCUGGUUUUGUGUGACGCUGGCACGUUUAAACUAGAUUUUUUUUUUUUUUGCACUUUUGCAGAGGUGUGCCAGAGAAAGCUGUUUGUACAUGUUUUGUUUCUGCGUGAGAUGGGGAACAAGACGUUUUGAAUGUAAAGAUGGAAUCAAAAAACAUUUUUAUGUUGAGGACAAAAAAUAAAGAGUGCAACCACUA
This is a messenger RNA of Seriola aureovittata, 1027 nucleotides long. RefSeq lists its product as uncharacterized. NCBI's taxonomy places the organism in Eukaryota, Metazoa, Chordata, Actinopteri, Carangiformes, Carangidae. The record is from RefSeq and is a predicted model, not a curated record. The transcript has 2 exons. The coding region runs from base 263 to 610 and encodes 115 amino acids.